UUUAUUAGUGCGCGUCAACAAAAGAGGAUGGAACGUACUCGUUUGGCAGGAAAUACUUCGACGAGGAUUCGCUGUGGAAGGUAGGCUCAGAUUGCCUAGCCAGCCGGUUGGAAUUCAUCUUGCAAGGCGGUAAUCCUCGCGCGAGUGUAUCAAGUUUUGUGGAGAACAGGACUGUUGGGAUAGUUGCCAGGCGGAAAGAAGUAGGUGGAUUUUAUGUAACCCAAGAGCCGUAGACUGCAUAAAUGUAGCAUGAGUCUCAGUAAAUCGCUAGCUUCUACAUGCAACUUAUCCGAAUCGCAUUUUCAUCAUGUAAAACCCCUUCCUGGUGUACACUAACGCUUUAUAGAAGUAGCAUGUUACUCUGAAUCGUAACUAUAACUAAAUUAUAGAGCCGUGAAUCAUUGACAGCCAGUGCUGCCCAAAGAGAGUGUAGAAUCGGUGAGCAAUGCCACCCAAACUACUCGACACUGUUGUUCCACAACAACUUAAGUACGAUCCACACGACUUUAGCUCCUCCCCUACGGCCCGUCUUCUGCGGUCCGUCUUCUGCGGUCUGUCUCCCUGCGGACCAGUGUACCGCUGCGCCCCGAACAGAGUAGUGUUCAACAGCCUCACUGCCGCCAAUGCGAUUUACUCCACCGAUCGCAGUAUUCGUAAAAGUGACGGUUACUCAUCACAUCCUUGGACACGGCAGGAAACUCCUAGUCUGUUCAACUGUGUUGACUCCGUUUGGGCAAUCCGAAAGAAGAAGACGUUACGCCCGGCCACGUCACAAUCCGCGUUAGACUUGCAUCACGCGAGUGUGGAUGAAAACGCAGAGGUCUUGGUCAAUAUGUUCAGGGAUGGGCAGCAGCAAGAUCUGAGUGAGAUUGGUUUUCACUACGCCCUAGACGUCAUCUCUCAGUCAGUGUUUGGCGAAAGCUUCAACACGCUGCAGGAUCCGACCAAUCGCUGGAUGACAGCCUCUCUCGAACGCGGCAAUCGACACAUGUAUCUGCAACUAGCAUGGCCUACUCUGUUCCAUGUCCUCGGACUAUUCAUGCGAGUAGAGCUUCUAAGCUAUCCGCAGUUCUUCAAGGAAAGCAAAAUGUUUCUCACUCUGUGCGAGAACUGUAUCAAGCAGGGCAAAGCAAAGCUGAAAAGCUCAAUUUACCAAUUGAUGAAAGCCGAGCUGCCGGAUGAUGUCACUAACGAAGAGCUCGAUGUUGACGUUUACUCAUUCAUGCGAGGCGGCGGAGAUAUGGUAGCAGUGACGAUUGCUGCUGCGUUUUUCUAUAUUCGACAGAAUCCACAGAUCUUACGAGAUCUUCAGCACGAGAUCCGCACAGUUUUUGGCUCGGAAACGCCAACCAGUGGCCCAAAAUUGGACAGCUGCACGUAUCUACGCGCCUGUAUUGAUGAAGCUCUGCGUAUGGCACCUCCGGGUCCUGGAGUUUUCUGGAGAACCUCUUCUUCCCCCCGCGUCAUCGACGGAAUCAGCCUCCCUGCCGGAACCGAAUUCGGAGUCUGUAUCUACGCCCUGCACUACAACGACUCAAUCUUUGAUGAGCCAGAGCGAUACAGACCGGAGCGGAUGAUCAAACAGAAUGCUACUGCGACCAGCGCUCGAGAAGGACUGAUCGCAUUUCUCCGAGGUUUCAGGGCAUGUCCAGCGCAGAAGUUAGCAUAUGCCACUAUAUCACUACCCAUUGCUAGACUUCUGUGGGAUUUUGACCUGAAUUCUAUAGAGCAAGCGUCAAAUACAAAGGCACAGCACAACAAAUUGUUUCCGCAGGUUGAUGUAUUUGGCUCAAACAUCUCAGGACCGGUUAUAUCCUUCAAACCAAAGAAUAGGGAAGAGACGAGAUAGGCAGAUCUUCGAAAAACGUUAUUUAACACAAGAACCAGUGGAGGCAAGUUAUCUAUGUC
Messenger RNA from Boeremia exigua, 1908 nucleotides. RefSeq names its product cytochrome P450. Gene Ontology annotation, molecular function: monooxygenase activity; oxidoreductase activity, acting on paired donors, with incorporation or reduction of molecular oxygen; heme binding. Lineage: Eukaryota; Fungi; Ascomycota; Dothideomycetes; Pleosporales; Didymellaceae. The coding region runs from base 446 to 1849 and encodes 467 amino acids. The transcript is spliced from 5 exons. The record is from RefSeq and is a predicted model, not a curated record.